This is a messenger RNA of Protopolystoma xenopodis, 1059 nucleotides long. The record is from the annotation of a GenBank genome assembly. Lineage: Eukaryota; Metazoa; Platyhelminthes; Monogenea; Polystomatidea; Polystomatidae.
CUCAUCUUUGUCCAAACGCCGGAAUGUAAGUCGAAUACGGAAAAUGUGCAGAAGAGUGACGAUUUGGCAAGAAAUCCAAAGACUACUGUUGCUCGAUACCAACGACCCACAGUCCGUGGAAAUAGAUCUGAGUCACCUUCGCUUUCUUGUCCGCGUACGUUAGAACACCUUUCACCAUCGCCUUCAUCUGACAAGCAUGUUUACCUUAAAUUUAUUACCAUUAGAUAUGACUUUGAAUGUCUUCAGCGUGAGCUGGAAAAGAAGAGUGGAGUCAUUACCUACAAUGAACAGACAAUACAAGCAAGUAUGGAUGAUUUUAUAAAUCGGGGCUGUUUGGGUGCAGGCACAUGCAGUGUUGUGUAUAAAAUGCAGCAUCGAGAAUAUCCUGAUCUUCUUUUGGCAGUCAAGUAUAUGAGAAGGUCCUCUCAUUGUCACGAAGAAAACAAACGGAUAAUGAUGGAUCUUAAUGUCGUCACAAAAAGCUGUGAUUGUCCCCACAUUGUUAAGUGUCUUGGGAUUUUUUUUACAACGAGUGAUGUUUGGAUAUGCAUGGAAAUAAUGUCAACUUGCCUAGACAAACUUCUCAAAAAUCAUGGUCGUCCUUUUCCUGAAAAGGUUUUAGGUAAAAUCACCGUAGCGAUAAUUAAAGCCCUGGAAUACUUAAAAACAAUUCACAAAGUAAUGCAUAGAGAUGUAAAACCAUCGAAUAUGCUACUUAGUUCAAAAGGGGAAGUCAAAUUGUGUGACUUUGGGAUCAGUGGCAAACUCAAAGAUUCAAUUGCUCGCUCUCGUCAGCUUGGGUGUAUUGGCUACAUGGCACCAGAGCGUCUAGAUACGCCUACUUAUGAUGUAAGAGCUGACGUCUGGUCUCUCGGUAUAUCUCUCGUCGAACUUGCUACAGGAUCAUUUCCUUACAAAGGCACGGAAGCUGAAUUCGCCAUUAUGAGUAAAAUCAUAUCGGAUCCUCCACCUACUUUGCCUCAGGAUAUGCUUUUUACCACUGCAUUUCGUCAUUUUAUCGAAUUAUGGUGUGUAAAUUUUAUCAUUUCGACCCGUUGA